Messenger RNA from Maylandia zebra (zebra mbuna), 876 nucleotides. It is a transcript of the gene or6at1, whose product is annotated as odorant receptor, family 6, subfamily AT, member 1. The record is from RefSeq and is a predicted model, not a curated record. Gene Ontology annotation, cellular component: membrane. Gene Ontology annotation, molecular function: olfactory receptor activity; G protein-coupled receptor activity. Gene Ontology annotation, biological process: G protein-coupled receptor signaling pathway. Lineage: Eukaryota; Metazoa; Chordata; Actinopteri; Cichliformes; Cichlidae.
UCCAUCCUGUUGCUGAUUUACAUCAUGGUCCUGGGAGGAAACAGCAUCAUCAUCUAUGUGGCACUGACGGAUCCAAAGCUCAACUCUCCACUCUACUUCUUCCUCUGCAACCUCUCCUUUGUGGACAUGGUCUACACCACAACCACCAUCCCCAACAUGCUAUCUGGCUUACUGACAGAUAUCUUAACCAUCUCUGUCCUGGGCUGCUUCCUCCAGAUGUACUUCUUCAUUCAGUUAACUGUUACAGGCCGUGCCAUUCUCACAGUCAUGGCAUACGAUCGCUACGUGGCGAUCUGCAACCCUCUGCAAUACAACAGCAUCAUGACCAGGCCUGUCCGACUGCUACUUGUUGCAGGAGCCUGGGGAUUCGGUGCAAUUUGCACUCUUCCUGUUACUGUGAUUGCCUUUGAGAGGCCUUACUGUGGCCCAAAUGUGGUGAAACAUGCCUGGUGCGACCCAUCUUCUGUAAGGCGGCUUGUGUGCAGUGACACCUCUUUGGAUAACAUUGUGUCUCUCUUAUUUGCAAUGGUGUCGCUGGUGACCACAAGUGUCUUCAUACUCUCCUCCUACAUCUUGAUUGGUUUUUCCAUAUCCAGGAUGGUUGUUGCUCAGAGGCUGAAGGCGCUCAGAACAUGUUCUGCCCACCUGACUGUGGUGUCCAUCUCUUAUGCAGCAGCCUCAUUUGUAUACAUUUCCUACCGAGUGGGAAACUUUUCAUCAGAGGUGCGGAUCAUUGUGUCUGUGCUGUACUCUGCUCUGACUCCCUUCCUGAACCCGAUGAUCUACAGUCUGAGGAACAAAGAGCUGCGAGAGUCUAUCAGAAGAACUUUUUGCCGUUGCAUAAUAAGAUCACAAAUUUCAACAAAGUUCAACUGA